Molecule: messenger RNA, 2110 nt
Organism: Phycodurus eques (leafy seadragon)
Lineage: Eukaryota; Metazoa; Chordata; Actinopteri; Syngnathiformes; Syngnathidae
Product: receptor activity-modifying protein 1-like
Exons: 6
Coding region: 1253-2056 (267 amino acids)
Biological process (GO): angiogenesis; G protein-coupled receptor signaling pathway; intracellular protein transport
Cellular component (GO): membrane; signaling receptor complex; cell surface
Molecular function (GO): coreceptor activity
Source: RefSeq, a predicted model, not a curated record
GGACUCCCGUCGGCCCGCCUCGCACCACUCGGAGCCGCCGUCGCCGUAGUCGCCCUCCGUCUCCUGCCGAUCCUCCAGCGACCAGUUGGCGUAGUCGGCCGAGUCGUACGCGGCGGAAGGAUCGUCUCCGAAGCCCGACGACAUCCUGCCGACAGCGCACGCGCGCGACACGGGCACGACGCCACUCGACUGCUGCCCUGCACGGCACCUAUAUGUGCCACGCGAAAACCGAUUCGAUGUCUCGCUUCAAAUUUAUAAAGGCUCGCGUUCAAAUGCACGAUUUGAAGUUAAAAAAAAAAAAAAGAAGAAGAAGACAUGACGCAAACCCCAGAAUGAAUGAAAGAAAAGAAAAGAAAAGAAAAACAAAACGACUUUGGAAAGGUCAUUGAGUUUUUCUACGAGCCAAGCAGCACAGUGGAAUUCCUUUCAUUUCAUCGAUCGCAAUCUGUCGAGUUCCGCAAAAUGCAAACGCAAACGCGCGUACGCGUGCAGCGGCGCCGCCUGACCUCGAGGUCGCCGAGUCGGGCCGGGACGUUUGUGUCAUCUUCUGUCUCGUCUUCCAGCCGAUCGGGACGCGGCUGCGUAUCGUGACCCGCCGUUCGCCGACCUCCGACCUCUGGACGUCGCGAAAGUCGAGCCCGCGUUCGACCUCGGAGACGAGCCGCCGCGGUCGCCGCACCCAGCUAGCGUUCUACCGCAAAAGACACACAGUGAAACUGGCUCGUGUGCACUUUGUGUGCGUGUUUUGGUCACGUGACCCAGGGCGUUGACGCGGGUUCACGGAAAGUUUGGCUUCUUUUUUUGUUCUUAUUUUAGUCAGCCGUCUUUCAGUAAGACGCCAACACGACGCUUCCUGCCGCCAUUAGCGGCACGCUAACAUCCUGCACUUGAAAAACGACAAGCGCGGUUUGUACGUGUGUAAACGCGAGUCUGUGUUUGCGUAUGCGUGCGUUUCUGAAUGUCGAACGUCUCUAAGUGUGUGUGUGUGUGUGUGUGUGUGUGUGUGUGUGAGAGAGAGAUCGUGAAUCUGGGUGUGUGCUUAAUGAGGGAGGAAGUCCCUAAAGAGGUCGUCGGGGUCUCCGAGGGCCAACAGGAAGUCGAGGUGCCGCCUUCGCCCGCAUUGACGCCACUUUGUCCUGUUCUCUUUCGCUUUGCCCUUUUUACCUUUGACAACGCCUCACAUGAGAAUUGAUGCCGCGAACAUUCGCGUCACCAAAGUCAGUUGAAGGAGGGCUUCGGUCGACACGCAAGCAUGCGCACGCGCGCACACGCCCGAACACCUCCGCACACAUGCCGACACGGGGGCGCGCACGUAGGCGACGAAGAGGGCGGGGCUUCUCCCGCCGCGGCGCCGCCCCGGAAGCUUCCGCGGGCGGUCCGAGACGAUCGGCGUCAAAGCGACCGAUUCCCUCUCUGCUGUGUCGAGAUGGCGUCGGCGCUGCUCCGCGCGGUUCUCGUCACGGGUUUGCUGAGUGUGCUGACGCGCCAGCAGACCGAGGAAAGCUUCCCGGACCGAGCCGCCGUCCAGAGGAUUCCGGAAGCGUCCGCCGAGUGGCGCCGAACCGGCCCACCGGGGAACCAAGGCGGGCGUCUGCCGGAAGACGAGCUGAACGAAGCGCGGCGGGAAAACGUCGUCACCGAAGAUGACGAGAACUUUCAGGAAGCGGAGGACCGGGAGCUGCGCCACGAGUUUUGUCGCGCGGACGUGUUGGCCGAGUUGAGCGUCGCCGUUUGCGCUUCGGCUUUUGAGCAGAAGAUGGCGACGAUGGAGGCGGACGCACGCUGCGUCGUCGACAACGUCAUCAGGCCGUACGACCGGCUGAGCGUGUGCCUGGAGAAACUGUCGCGCCGGUCCGGAUGCUUCUACCCCAACGCCGCCGUCCAGUCCGCCUUCCUGCGCGUCCACUCCGCCUUCUUCGGCCGCUGCGCCGACCCGGGCCGCGAGCGCCGCCCGGAGGACGCGCCCGGAGGGGCGGUGGCUGUCCUCACGCUGGCGCCCGUCGCCCUCAUCCCGCCGCUGGUCUACGCCGUCGCACGGAGGAGCGGACGCCGAUAAACGCAAAAAAGACGUGUCGUCAAUAAAAAGAAAUAAAGAAGGCGUCCGACCGAG